GUCACCCUUUCCGGCACAGAGAGACGCCGCGGAGGGCCCAGCUGUGGGCGGUGCCGGACCGGCGACAGUGUGACAGUGUGACGGAGCCGUGACGGUGACGGUGGUCGGAGCAGUGGUGGAGUCAGCGCUGGACAGAGUGCUCCCGUGAUCCGCCGGUCGCGAUGACUCUCCCCCGUGCCGCGGCGCGUGCGCUCACGGUACUGGCCGUGCUGUCUCUGCCGGCGGCGCUGUCGGCUGCCGACGCUGCGGCCGCCAAGCACGUGGUGCUGGUGACCACCGACCAGGAGGCGCAGCUGCUGGUCGCGGAGCUGGCGCAGCUGCUGGCAGCCGACCACCGGGUGACGGCCGUGCUGUACGGCGACUCGGGCCCGGAGCCGGCGCCGCCGGCCGCCACCAUCCGUCUGGCCACCACCGAGUCCGACCCGGGCCGGCGGCUCUCGUGGCUGGAGCGCUGGGAGCGGCAUCCGCUGCUCACUCCGGACGCGGUGGUCGCCUCGCGGCUGGCAGGCUGCGGCGCGCUGCAGCGGACCGGCGUGCUGGCCGACCUGCGGCCCGACCUCAUCAUCACCACACUGUUCCUGGACGACGCGUGCGUGCUGGCGCUGGCACCGGACGCAGCCGUGGUGGGCCUGAUGCCCUCGUCGGUCGGCCUGCCGUGGGUGACGCAGCAGCUGGGUGGUCAUUACCCCGUCAGUCGGCUGCCGGUGCACGGCUACCCGCUGGGCGACGGCGACUUUUACGCGCGGCUGGGCAACCUGUGGCGCUGGUGGACGGUGACGCGGCUGACGCAGCGCCAGUACCAGGUGCCGGCGGCCGCGCUAGUCGGCCACACCGACCUGGAGGCCGCCUACGAGCGCGUUUCGGCCGUGUUCGUCAGCGGCGACGCGCGCCUCCAGCAGGACGUGCCGUGCGACCACCGGCUCCGCUUCCUCGGCUGCAUCGAGUGCGCCCGCUUCGGCGAUCUACCCAAGGACCAGCAAUCGGCCGUCAGCACAGCCGGCCUCCUGGUCAUUCGCCUGGACCAUCCGUACACCACCCUGCCGGACAGCUUCACGGCCACCCUCACAGAGGGCGCCACCGGCUCGCCGCUGACGCCGAUGGACCUCAGCAAUGUCACCAAGGAGGGCGCGCCGAGGAUCAUCCGCAGCUCGGCACCCGCCUCCGACGCCCUCGCUCACCCACGGGCGCGGCUGCUGAUUAGCGAGUGUUCGCCGGCCUCCGUUCUGCUGGCGAUCCAUUUCAGCGUGCCAAUCAUCUGCAUUCCGUUCACGGCCGGUCAGAAGAUGGCUGCCGCCAGGGCCGUGGCGCUAGGUGUGGCCACUCAGCUGGACCGCCGUCAGCUGACCGCCGACGCUCUCCGCUCGGCCGUCACCACGGUCACCUCGUCCGCCGGUACACGGCGGGCGGUGCGCGCCUGGGCGGACGCGCUGCGCCAUGACGCCGUCUCCCCCGCGGCGCAGCUGGCGCACCACGUCCGCCACCUGCUGCUGUUCGAGCGCGCGUGGCGGCGGCGGCCGGCGCCCACCCUGCUCCAGUACUACUGUCUGGAUGUGCUCGGCACGGCGCUGGUGAGCGGCUCCGUGGCGCUGGGCACGGUGGCACUGCUGUUCUACUGGGUGUUCCGGGUGAUCGCGACAAGGGCACAGCCCGAUAAAGACAAGGUGGAGUGAUGGCUGGGGUCAGUGGUGAUGCAAGUCGCUGCCGACUGAAGGACUAUGGACUAUGAGUAUGUACAAUGGAGCUGGGACCUGGGUAGUGUCGACCGUGUCGCGGCUGUUGUUACCGGCUGCUCGGGUUGAUCAUGAUGAACAUCCAGAAGUUCCUCCACUGAAGAUCCUAUUUGAAGGUGCUCCACUACGUUGACCGUGCUCUAAGCGCCGACACGGUGCACACCGCACACAAAGACAGCGCAAUGCAGCUUUUUCCUAGCGGCAAGAGUGCAAGCCGGCCCCCAAAAUACAGCCAGGCCAUGCGUCACGCGAGACAGGUGUAGCUUCGGUGUGACAAAACGUGGCUUGGUGACAUUCAUUCACAUAAGUGUGGACUGUGGAGAACGUCUUACGACGGGAUUGAAGGUUUACCGUGAACCGUGGCAACUAUUCGUUCGUUCAUUAGGGUUUACGAGCGCGUCGAGAGGUCAACAGUUACUGGUCGCGAGAUAUUAGUCACAGCCCAACAUUAGCCAACAGUGAGCCAUGCCGGGAUGGUGCGGGAAAUGGGAACUACAUAGACCGACAUCGUGACCUCAGCUGCCGUCAGAGGUCAGCCACUCCCAGCCCCGGUUUCGGCACCCCGUCGGGCGAGCCGCCAUCACCUCUACCGCAGACCUUUCAUUCCUUCCUUUACCGUUACAUUAUGAAAUCCUAUACUGUCACUUGUCAGUCAUUGAGGUGACGCUAGUGCCUGUGAAGACACCAACAUAUGUGAUUAAAAAAUGUUCAUAUCUUGCACCUGAAAAUACAAUUGCUGCAGA
This is a messenger RNA of Amphibalanus amphitrite, 2473 nucleotides long. Its product is annotated as UDP-glucuronosyltransferase 1-2-like. The record is from RefSeq and is a predicted model, not a curated record. Gene Ontology annotation, molecular function: UDP-glycosyltransferase activity. The transcript is spliced from 4 exons. NCBI's taxonomy places the organism in Eukaryota, Metazoa, Arthropoda, Thecostraca, Balanomorpha, Balanidae. Bases 162 to 1670 code for a protein of 502 amino acids.